AGAGAGCCUCGUCUGGCUCACAGGAGGGAGGACACACACACACACACAGAGAGAGGGAACUUACCUCUGAUCAGCUGCAAACCUGUGGAGUCUCCGAAUGCGAUGGGAUUCAUCUAGAACCAAAUGCAAAAGUGAUAAAUGACUGUAUGUCAGAAGAAGUGUCCUAGUGGAAGACUGACCCUAAACUUCACCUCACUGCAGACGUUCACUCACAAGCAAUGCUGUGUUUAGGGGAUUCUACCGACUGCCUCCGGGACCAAGUGCAGUGCGUGAUGAGAUCCUUGCAGGACCUGAAGCAGACAAGCAGGCCGAGGCCACUGAGUGAACCAUGUGUUCGGUCCCUGGCGGCAAAGCGGCUCUGCAAACAGAGGGCACAGCAGGAGCGACUCACUAAGCUGCGCGUCUCUGAUGCCAGUGAAGCCAGCACGUACGACUCUGCCUGCUGCCUGGUCAGCCCGCUGGAGGAGGCGGAGGAGGAGGAGGAGGAGCAGCAGGAGCAUGAGCGACUGGCACAAGGCUCCCCCAGCAGCGAAAAGAGUGUGGACUUUGACUCGGGUUACUCCGAGGCGUCUUGGCAGGACGAAGGAGUGGUGCUGAGGAGGACCAGGAACGUGCGAGUCUCCUCUUCGGCCUGUCUCCGCACAAACAGAGGACCCUCUUGCCGCAUACGUCCCAAGUCAACCUCGGAUGCUUGCCUGGAGCGCUGGACCUCGUUCGAGGCCAGUAACGCCGAGGACUGGACAACGUCGCUGCUGAGCCGCAGCAGAAACAGGCAGCCCCUCGUUCUCGGGGACAACAGCUUUGCUGACCUCAUAAAGAACUGGAUGGACCUUCCAGAGUGUCCCGAGCCCGCACAAAUGAAGCCCAGUCGGCGCCUCGCGAAAGACAUUUUGGACAAUAUGCGUAGGAGACUGGCAGGGGUGUCUAAGAGCGUGGAGGUAAGACAGAGGCCGGCAGACGCCACGGGAGCCAGCAGGGAUGCAGAGGCUACCAAACGAAUGUCCUGCCCUGUGGGACUCCAGGCUCUCAAACCGUUCUUUCACCAGUCCCACACAGGACUGCAUCAGCCGGACACUGACUUCUACCAGUUCACUGCUCUCAUGAAGACGGGCAGCCGCCAACCCAUCAUAUGCAAUGACAUCAUUGGAUACAUUUGAGUGAUACUGUAACUACGGACUGAGUUUUUAAAUUCAGAUAAGAUGGUUCUAUUUUCAUAGUUGUGUUUUGUCCAUAAUGUUGAUACGUCUGGAAUAAAGGCUUUUUUAAUGUGUA
Scophthalmus maximus (turbot) is the source of this 1272-nucleotide messenger RNA. It is a transcript of the gene inka1b, whose product is annotated as inka box actin regulator 1b. The record is from RefSeq and is a predicted model, not a curated record. NCBI's taxonomy places the organism in Eukaryota, Metazoa, Chordata, Actinopteri, Pleuronectiformes, Scophthalmidae. The transcript is spliced from 2 exons. Gene Ontology annotation, cellular component: nucleus. Gene Ontology annotation, molecular function: protein serine/threonine kinase inhibitor activity; protein kinase binding. Bases 219 to 1157 code for a protein of 312 amino acids.